Mycena indigotica is the source of this 648-nucleotide messenger RNA. Its product is annotated as Nas2-N domain-containing protein. The transcript has 5 exons. The record is from RefSeq and is a predicted model, not a curated record. Gene Ontology annotation, cellular component: cytoplasm; nucleus. Gene Ontology annotation, molecular function: protein binding. The coding region runs from base 1 to 648 and encodes 215 amino acids. Gene Ontology annotation, biological process: proteasome regulatory particle assembly. NCBI's taxonomy places the organism in Eukaryota, Fungi, Basidiomycota, Agaricomycetes, Agaricales, Mycenaceae.
AUGGCAACGAGUCUUGCUGAGCAAAUGCAGAUUCCCCAGCAGCCGAUGGCAACACCACCUACUCCAAUCGAGAUUGCUCGGGCGCUUAUGCAACGUAAAGACGAGAUCGACAGCCAUCUUCAAUUCCACGCGACCCAACUCGCAGACGAGGGGGUUACCAUGGACAGCCCGUUGGUCGAUGCUGAGGGUUUUCCAAGACCCGAUGUCGAUAUUUAUCGUGUCAGGAACUCGCGCAAGAGUAUCAUCGAGCUGAGAAACGACCGCAAUUUGGUUAUGGAGCAACUCGCAAACGUUCUCCAGCUCGUGUACGAUCCUUCUGUCACACAGCCAAACCCCCCGGUUACUGGCAUCGUAGUCCGGCACGGAAAGCCUUUCGCCAAAGUCGAUGGGGUGAGCCCAGGGAGUCCAGCAGCAGAAGCGGGUUUGCUGCGUGAAGACCUCAUUUUCCAGUUCGAUAACUUGACACAAAGCUCGUUCAGGACAUCGUCCCUGCGUGCGCUAGUUGAUGUCGUGAACGACAACGAGAAUAAAUCCAUACUGUUAAGGGUGCUGCGACAAGGGGAGGGUAUGACAUUAACUCUGGUUCCCAAACGUUGGAGUGGUCGAGGGUUACUUGGUUGCCAUAUUGUUCCGUAUUCACCUCCGUGA